AUACCAAAUAGAAACUCUACAGUAUACAUAUACUACACAAACUUUGCAAUCUUGAAAUUUCAUUUCUUCAAAAAGAAAGAGAAAAUGUCAUCAAGUAGUAGUGUUAAAGAAGGAAAAGCAAUAGGAAUAGAUUUAGGAACAACAUAUAGUUGUGUUGGUGUGUGGAUAAAUGAUAGAGUUGAAAUAAUACCAAAUGAUCAAGGUAAUAGAACAACACCAUCUUAUGUUGCAUUUACAGAUACUGAACGUUUGAUUGGUGAUGCUGCUAAGAAUCAAGUUGCUAUGAAUCCACACAACACUGUUUUUGAUGCUAAAAGAUUGAUUGGUCGUAGGUUUACUGAUCCAUCUGUUCAAAGUGACAUCAAGUUGUGGCCUUUUAAGGUAUAUUCAGGUCCAGGUGACAAACCAAUGAUUGAGGUAAGUUACAAAGGUGAAAAGAAGCAAUUCUCAGCUGAGGAGAUUUCAUCUAUGGUGUUAGUGAAAAUGAAGGAAACAGCUGAAUCUUUCUUAGGAUUCAAAGUGAAAAACUCCGUCGUAACGGUUCCUGCUUACUUCAAUGAUUCACAAAGACAAGCAACUAAAGAUGCUGGUGCGAUUUCGGGUAUGAAUGUGUUGAGGAUCAUAAAUGAGCCUACUGCUGCUGCUAUCGCGUAUGGUUUGGAUAAGAAAGCAUCGAGAAGAGGUGAACAGAAUGUACUUGUUUUCGACUUAGGUGGUGGUACGUUUGAUGUGUCGAUAUUGACUAUUGAGGAAGGUAUAUUUGAAGUGAAAGCUACAGCUGGUGAUACACAUUUAGGUGGUGAGGAUUUUGAUAAUAGGUUAGUGAAUCAUUUCGUGACGGAGUUUAGGAGGAAGAAUAAGAAGGAUUUGAGUGGUAAUGCACGAGCGUUGAGGAGAUUGAGGACCGCGUGUGAGAGGGCGAAGAGGACUUUGUCAUCGACUACUCAGACUACGUUAGAAGUGGAUUCAUUGUUCGAAGGGAUUGAUUUUUAUGCUACGAUUACUCGUGCUAGGUUCGAGGAAUUGUGUAUGGAUUUGUUUAUCAAGUGUAUGGACCCUGUUGAGAAGUGUUUAAGGGAUGCAAAGAUCGAUAAAUCGCAGAUUCAUGAGGUGGUUCUUGUUGGUGGAUCGACUCGUAUACCUAAAGUGCAGCAACUGUUGCAGGAUUUUUUCAAUGGGAAGGAGUUAUGCAAGAGUAUAAACCCCGAUGAGGCCGUGGCAUACGGUGCAGCGGUUCAAGCAGCCAUCUUGACAGGGGAAGGCGACGAGAAAGUUCAAGAUUUGCUUCUGCUCGAUGUCACACCGCUGUCGCUUGGCCUCGAAACAGCUGGUGGUGUUAUGACAACGUUGAUACCAAGAAACACAACGAUCCCAACGAAGAAAGAACAGAUUUUUUCGACGUAUUCUGAUAGUCAACCAGGUGUACUAAUCCAAGUCUAUGAAGGGGAAAGAGCAAGAACAAGAGACAACAAUCUUCUUGGAAAAUUCGAACUCUCCGGUAUCCCUCCAGCACCAAGAGGGGUACCACAAAUCAAUGUGACCUUCGAUAUAGACGCGAAUGGGAUCCUUAACGUGACCGCGGAGGACAAGACCGCUGGUGUUAAGAACAAGAUAACAAUCACAAAUGACAAAGGAAGAUUGAGUAAAGACGAUAUCGAGAGAAUGGUGAGUGAUGCUGAGAGAUACAAAGCUGAAGAUGAAGAAGUGAAAAGGAAAGUUGAAGCCAAAAAUGGACUUGAAAACUAUGCAUACAACAUGAGGAACACAAUAAAAGAUGAGAAGAUUGCUAGCAAGUUGAGUACUGAGGACAAAGAAAAGAUUGAACGUGGUGUGCAAGAGACAAUAGAGUGGCUUGACAAGAAUCAAUUGGCUGAAGUUGAUGAACUUGAAGAUAAGUUGAAAGAACUUGAAGGUAUAUGUAAUCCUAUAAUAGCAAGAAUGUAUCAAGGUGGUGAAGCUGAUGGUGGUGCUAUGGACGACGAUCAAAUGCAUGGUGGUGGUGGUGGUGGUGGUACUACUGGCAGCUCGGGUGGUACCGGCCCGGGCGCCGGACCGAAGAUUGAAGAAGUUGAUUAGAUAUUGAAGAAUGAAACAAAUGAAAACUUCAACUCUAGUUUGUAGUUUGUUGUUACAAUGUUUGAUGUUGUUUUUGGUUGUGUAGAAAGAUGUUUGUUGUUUGUUUUGUGUUUGGAAAUUAGUUGCUAGUUUGUGAGUAGUAAUAGUAUGUAGUUUCUAGUUUAUUGUAGUGAAUAAUAUGCUUA
This is a messenger RNA of Capsicum annuum, 2261 nucleotides long. Its product is annotated as heat shock 70 kDa protein. Gene Ontology annotation, molecular function: heat shock protein binding; ATP binding; misfolded protein binding. Bases 85 to 2076 code for a protein of 663 amino acids. The transcript has 2 exons. Gene Ontology annotation, biological process: cellular response to unfolded protein; protein refolding. The record is from RefSeq and is a predicted model, not a curated record. Lineage: Eukaryota; Viridiplantae; Streptophyta; Magnoliopsida; Solanales; Solanaceae. Gene Ontology annotation, cellular component: cytoplasm.